GUUGCGUUCCGGUUUGGAUGACAUACGUGUAUCAAACUUUAUAAUCAUUUUAUUUAUCAAAGUUAUUGACCAGUAGUGGAUUUGUCAUUGUUAAUAAACAUGCAUUCUUCACUUUUAAUCGUGUUUCUUUGCUGCUGUUUUGUUAGACUGACACUGACCUCUGACUACUGUGGGGAUGGAUACUACUGCUACAGCGGAACAUACUGCUGUACAUACACAUAUAGCCCCAAUAGCUACUACUGCUGUGGGAUUGGAUCCGCUGGAAUAGCAGGAGUUGUGGUGAGUUCGAUAGUAUUAAUCAUCGUUAUCGUCGUCAUCGUGUUGUGCUGUCGUCGAUAUCGUCAGCCUACGUUCGUUCGGACUGGAGUGGUCAGCCCAGGAGUGACUGUGAUAGCCAGUGGUCAACAGAUGGGAAGUUUCCCUCAGUCAGCUCCCUACGGCCAGUACCCCGGGCAACCCACCCAGUAUCCCGGGCAACCCGCCCCAUAUCCAGGGCAACCAGGUUUCUACCCACAACCUCAGCCACAGUACACACCGUAAAGAGUAUUCGCAAGGUCGAAAACUCGAGCGUCAGGAAAAACAUAUGGUAAAACGGAGAUGUGGAAAUGAUCGUGAAAUUUAAAGAAUGUUUAAUUACACCGACUGUGUGCUGAAUUAUUGUGUAACCAUGGUGUUAACGACGCAUAAGUAUAUGAUUCUAUCAACCGUAAAGUUAAAUUGAAACUAAUCAAUUUUAUGUUAAUUAAAUGUGUUAAAUUAAAAGGACCAAAGUCAGCGAACUUAAUCUAUAACAUAUAAUAUAGUUAUAACUAGUACAUUAAUUUUGUUGAUGCAUCCGAUUUUUUUGACUUCCUAUCAUUUAAAACUGUUGAUUUCUAAAAUUGUAUUUAGUAAUUUGUGUUGUUGUUCUUGUUAUCAUUUGUGUUAUUUGAUUCAAAUACACCAAUUAAAAUAAUAAAACCUU
Dreissena polymorpha is the source of this 964-nucleotide messenger RNA. RefSeq lists its product as uncharacterized. NCBI's taxonomy places the organism in Eukaryota, Metazoa, Mollusca, Bivalvia, Myida, Dreissenidae. The coding region runs from base 100 to 540 and encodes 146 amino acids. The transcript has 4 exons. The record is from RefSeq and is a predicted model, not a curated record.